This is a messenger RNA of Aplosporella prunicola CBS 121167, 1323 nucleotides long. RefSeq lists its product as uncharacterized. Gene Ontology annotation, molecular function: dihydrofolate synthase activity; tetrahydrofolylpolyglutamate synthase activity; ATP binding. Gene Ontology annotation, biological process: folic acid-containing compound biosynthetic process. Lineage: Eukaryota; Fungi; Ascomycota; Dothideomycetes; Botryosphaeriales; Aplosporellaceae. The transcript has a single exon. The record is from RefSeq and is a predicted model, not a curated record. Bases 1 to 1323 code for a protein of 440 amino acids. Gene Ontology annotation, cellular component: mitochondrion; cytoplasm; cytosol.
AUGAUCGAGCUGGGCCUGGCGCGCAUCGCCCGCCUGCUGGCCCCCGCCGGCCCGCUGCCCUGGCGCGCCAUCCACGUCGCCGGCACCAACGGCAAAGGCUCCAUCUGCGCCGCCGCAUCCGCCAUGCUGCAAGCCCAAGGCGUGUCGCACGGCCGCUUCACCUCACCACACCUGGUCGAGCGAUGGGACUGCAUCAACAUCGACGCGCAGCCCGUGGCCGAAGCCCUGUUCCUCGACGCCGAGGCCCACGUCCUGCGCCGCAACGAGCGCGACCGCAUCGGCGCCACCGAGUUCGAGCUCCUAACCGCCACGGCGUUUGAGCUGUUCACGCGCGCCCGCGUCGCCGUCGCCGUCAUCGAGACGGGCCUCGGCGGCCGCCUGGACGCGACAAACGUCCUCGAGAGCCCCCUCGUCACCGUCAUUGCCAACAUCGGCCUCGACCACCAGGCCCUCCUCGGCGACUCGCUCGAGGCCAUCGCCGCCGAAAAGGCCGGCAUCCUCAAGCCCGGCUGCCCCGUCGUCCUCGACGCCGCAAACCCCCCGGAAGUGCUGCGCGUCGUGCGCGCCCGCGCCGCCCAAAUCCACGCCGGCCCCGUCGUCGAAGUCGCCGCUUUGCCCCCCGUCCCGGUCCCGGCCGACAACAACCACGACUAUUCCUACUACCGCAGCUUCCUCGCCGCCCGCCCCUACGCCCCCCACGAACUGCGCAACCUGGCCCUCGCCUACCGCGCGACCCUCCUCGCCCUAUCGGCACUCCCCCACCCCAUCGUCCCCAACCCCCCACUCUCCCUCUUCCGCAACCUCUCCCCCAGCAGCACCGUCCUCCCCGGCCGCCUCCAACCCAUCUGCCUCCAAGCCAUCGCGCCGCACCGCACCGCCCCCGCCCUCCUCGACGGCGCGCACAACGCCGACAGCGCCGCCGCGCUCGCCGCCCACGUAGACGCGCACCUCCGCCCCACCUCCCCCUCCGGAAGCGUGACAUGGCUGCUCGCGUCGUCGCGCCGCGGCGCGCUGCUCACCCCGCUCCUCGCCCCGCUGCUCCGCCCCGCUGACCGCGUCGUUGCCGUCCAGUUUGGUGCCGUGGCGGGCAUGCCCUGGGUGCGUGCCACGCCGGGCGAGGAAAUCCUCGUUGCGGCCGAGGCUGCCGCUGGUGAUAAGGCGGGUUCACUGUCCCAAACAAUCGACAGCGGCGCAGACGUCGCGGCCGCCGUGCGGACUGCGGCGGAGCUAGCGGGGGAGGCGGGCCCGCUCGUCGUGGCAGGGAGUCUGUAUCUGGUUGGGGAGGUGGUGGGGCUGUUAAGGAAGGGAGAAGAAGGGGGCUAG